AUGCCGUUAAUUCUUCAAAUUUCCCGAGCCCUUCACUUCAGCUGCGCCAUUGUUGCUGUGGCCUUUGUUUCUGCCAUCGCACUUGUCAAUUUGGGAGCUGCCAAGGAUACUAAACGGAAACCUCGAGAUAUUUCUCGUCGCAAUCAUGUUCCUUAUAUCCUCUUGAUUUUGUCCUACGUCACCGAGGGCAUAUUCACAAUUUUGCAAAGGGGCGAAUCCGAAAUAAAAGAGGCCCGGACUUCUCAUCUUGUGGUGCUGAUUUCUACCUGGGCGUUCAUCUGGACUCAGCAAAAGACAUCCCGAUAUCUGACAUUGGGAACAUCACUCCUCACACUGGCAUUCGAGAUACCGCUGUUGAUUCUCACGGCUCUUUCCGACAAGAAGGGAGCUUAUUUCCCUUAUCAAGUAUCAUGCCAAGCCGUCAGACUUUUGCUUCUGCUGUUCCUUGCAGUACACCAACUCUACAGACGCAAUAUCGAGACCCGCAACUCUACAAGAAUGGAAGAGGAAACGCCAUUCCUUCAAGCCCAGUCCCCGGGCGGAACACUUGGUGUGCCUUCCUACGGAACCGAGGCCUCGAUUGCAACCUCUGCGUCCAGCGACUCCGAGGACGACACGAUCACCGAGGCAAGCGACUCUGAGGAUGACACCGCCAGCAUCAAGCGCCGCCGAGCAAAGAGGCUCAAGGAGACGGGAGGCUGGUGGGGAUAUCUCUCGGACUUUUCCAUACUUGUUCCAUUCUUCAUCCCAAAGAAGGACCGCAAAGUUCAAUUCUCCAUCCUGGUUUGUUUCUUUUGCAUCGCAGCGAACCGAAUCUUCAAUGUCAUGAUCCCUCGUCAACUGGGCAUUGCCGCUGAUGAGCUACUUGAGCACAAGGACCCUUUCAGGGCGCUGUUUAUCUGGUUUAUUCUGAGCCUCCUUUCUGUGGAGGGCCUCGUUGGACUGAUGGAGGAACUGGCCAAGAUCCCUAUCAAGCAGUUUUCCUACCGACAACUUACCAAUGCUGCAUUCGGCCAUGUUUUGUCUCUUUCCAUGGACUUUCACUCUGAUAGAGAUUCAGCGGAAGUCAUGAAGGCCAUUGAGCAGGGAGAGUCGCUCACUAACUUUCUCGAAAUACUCAUCAUCGACCUCCUACCUACGUUGGUGGAUGUGGCCAUCGCAUUUGGCCUCUUAUACUGGAAGUUCAACAUCUAUGUUUCCCUCGCUAUGGCUACAGCAAUAGCUGCAUAUAUCACUGUAGAGGUGAUAACUUCUAAAUGGAACAUCAACAACCGGCGCAAAUCCUCUCACACUCAGAGAGAAGAGGCACGUGUCAUGCACCAGGCCGUUCAAGGCUGGCAAACAGUUACCUACUUUAACAUGCUUGGAUUUGAGCGAGGGCGUUUCGGUCAAGCUGUUGAAAACAAGUUGGCUGCGGGUCGCGUCUGGGGCAAGAUGGAUGCCUACACUGAAAUGGUGUUGAACAUGAUGAUUCCCUCGACCUUUUUCGUCCUGGCGAGUCUUGUCAUUUACGAUAUUUCCCAGGGGCGGUCAACUCCGGGCGAUUUUGUCUUUUUGGUUCAGUACUGGGAAUACAUGAUCUGGCCGAUCAGACUCAUCUCGCAUAACUAUCGGAGUCUUGUGUCUGACAUGGUUGAUGCGGAACGUCUUCUCUACCUUCUCCGUACAAAACCAAGUGUUGUUGACAAGGAGGGUGCCACGGAUCUUGUCAACAUCCAAGGACACGUUGCGUUUGACCAUGUUCACUUCCACUACGAUGAAAGGAAGCCGACGAUUCGAGACCUUUCCUUCUCGGUUGCGCCUGGGCAGACGGUGGCAUUUGUUGGAGAGACUGGAGCUGGCAAGUCUUCUAUCAUGAAGCUACUCUUGCGAUUCUACGAUGUCAAAGAUGGAUCUAUUACCAUCGAUGGUCAUUACAUUCGCGACAUAACUCUGAGCUCUCUUCGAAACGCUCUUGGCGUUGUUCCGCAAGACCCAUUGCUGUUCAACGCGUCUAUUCUCGAAAACCUUCGGUAUGCCCGACCUACAGCGACAGACAAGGAGAUUCACGAAGCUUGCCGUGCUGCUGCCAUUCACGACAAGAUUCUUUCCUUUGCCGACGGAUACAACACCAAGGUGGGCGAACAGGGCGUGAAGCUGUCAGGAGGAGAGAUACAGAGACUAGCGAUUGCCCGAGUUUUCUUGAAAGACCCUCCCAUCCUAAUUCUGGACGAGGCAACGAGUGCGGUAGACACAAACACCGAGUCUAGCAUCCAGGGUGCGUUGGAUACACUGAGGCGGUCAAGAUCAACCUUUGUAAUCGCACAUAGGUUGUCAACCGUGGUCAACGCGGACCAAAUUCUGGUCAUUCAUGCGGGAGAGAUUGUCGAAUCUGGCACGCAUACUGAGUUGAUCUCGCGCGGAGGAAGGUAUACAGAGUUGUGGAAUAAGCAGGCUGGCAAGACACCAGCACUUGAAUGA
Molecule: messenger RNA, 2460 nt
Organism: Fusarium vanettenii 77-13-4
Lineage: Eukaryota; Fungi; Ascomycota; Sordariomycetes; Hypocreales; Nectriaceae
Exons: 1
Coding region: 1-2460 (819 amino acids)
Biological process (GO): transmembrane transport
Cellular component (GO): membrane
Molecular function (GO): ABC-type transporter activity; ATP hydrolysis activity; ATP binding
Source: RefSeq, a predicted model, not a curated record